AGCAGAGGAGGACUUUUGAAUCGGUUAUUCGGGUGGUAGUGGGUACUUUCUGGAAUCACAUCUGCCUGCCUUUUUUGUCUCGAUCAUCCAUUGCCGCAGUACGCAGCCGCAGUACCUUGGGACUCGGAGCGCCGCAGUGCUCCUCCUUGUAUUUGUUCGGUUGUGAACUCGCCCAAUAAUCUUUGACGACUUUACCUCCAUCACAACUAGGCCCCGAUGAUCAUGUCAGAGAAGCAGCUCCAGGAUGAGCGUGCCAAGGUGACAGAGACCGGGCAAGAUCAAUCAGGGUCGGCGAACAACGCCAUGGAUGAUGCACUACCUCCAGCAUAUUCAACACAUGUGCAGCACACACAGAUUGCAAGCUCGUGUUCCACAGAGUUUCAGCCUCCUUCCAAUCCCACCAAUUCCACAGAGUUUCAGUCUCCUUCCAAUCCCACCAAUUCCACAGAGGUUCAGCCUCCUUCCAAUCCCACCAAUUUUCUUUCACUUAUACUCAAGGAUAAACCAAUACGAGGCUGUUAUGUGAUCGACCCUCUGAUCCAAAUACCCACCAAUAAGGACAGGAGAAAUCUGUACCUUCGCACAAAGGACGGGAGUAUCAAUGCUGAUAUUUGGUUGAUCGGUCAAGAGGAAGCUGCUCCUAAUAAUGGUCGCCGCACUACCCUCUCGCUGAGUUCCCAGGAUGGAAGUAUCACGGCUAAGAUUAAUACGGUCAAGGUCGUUGCACCAUUCCUGUUGGACAUCUAUGCACGCGAUGGAUCAGUAACCGUCCUUCUACCUCGAUCAUUCCACGGUUCGCUUCUCCUGACCACGAGGCAAAGUACAAAGCUCUCCGACGAUCUUCUGCAACGGAGCACCAUAUUAAGCACUGUUGAGCGUACGCGGCGAUAUUUUGUCGGUGACUUUCCGCAUCAGUUGUUUGACAAUUGGAAUGGGGAUGAGCUCAGGGUUGAGUCUCGGGAUGGCAGAAUUGUAAUCAGAUACAGAGAUGAGGCAGAGCUGCCGAAAACUGGUUUCUUCAGUCGAAUAUUCAGCAGCUAGAUCGAACACUUAUAGGGGGCAGUGAUUAUGUGCAUCGAGUACUAGCUUAGCGAAAGAGAUAUUACAAGCGAAUCACAGGCGACUCAUUAUCGAUA
Suillus subalutaceus is the source of this 1136-nucleotide messenger RNA. RefSeq lists its product as uncharacterized. The record is from RefSeq and is a predicted model, not a curated record. NCBI's taxonomy places the organism in Eukaryota, Fungi, Basidiomycota, Agaricomycetes, Boletales, Suillaceae. The transcript has 5 exons. Bases 217 to 1041 code for a protein of 274 amino acids.